GGGAUUAUUCGUGAUGAUGAAUGAGGAGCCUGAAAGUGUCAGGAAGGAGGGAAAGGUAAAAGUUUACUUGGAACUCGAGAGAGAAGUAAGAAAAGGAGGAUAUCGAUGAAAGGGGAGGUUGAUUGGAAUUGGAUUAAGAUUUGAAAGAAGAGGCGAUUGAUGCUCAUUGUUGUUGUCAGUUGUAGCUUGACAAUCGAACAGUCAAGAGAAAAAGAGAUCGAAAUUCGAAGGAAAAUUAAGUUAUAUAUUCAUAAGUCUCCCAACAUCAACAAACAUUAUUGUUCAUCUCAUUGAUUAGGAUUGUUUCAGUUUAUCCAAAGUUCAUUGGAAAUCAUCAAUUGUUUCAAAAGGAUUCAGUGUUUUUUUGUUUUCUAUUAAUUUGUGUUCAUUUCGAAGUGAAUUUCAAUCAUUCAUCAUGAAUCGAUCAGUUUUCUGGAUUUCCUGUGAAUUUUUUGUUCUAUUUUGUCUUUGUACUUGUUCAUUAGCUGAUGAUAAGGUUAAUGAUACAUCGAUUACUAAACGUCUUGGAUUGGUCAACUAUCUUUUCCCUGAACCCAGUGAACUUUUGUCUCCUCUUCUUCCAUCCAGCCCACUCAGAAGGUCAUCAGUCAAUGGUCAUUGGGUUUUCCCUCAGAGUUCAAGGAAUGGGUUUUCCAUUGCUUCUUUGAUCCCUGGUGGAACCACCAUGGAUUUGGCUGAAUCAGUUCCAAGAUUUUCUUACUCUCGAUUCAUUAAAGAUGGCGAAUCAGGUUCAGGGCUCAAUGAUACCCAAGCUACUAAUAGUUCAUCGGCUUAUGCUGAAUAUGGUCGUCGAAAUGGAGGUUCGCCAGGAUCUGUCGUUUCAUCUGCAAACAACAAUCAACAAAUGAAUCGAGAUUCAAAUUCUGGCCAACAAAGAUCAGAUCGUAAUGAUGAUGUUGAUAUUGAUGCUGAACUCAAGGCCGCUGAUAAAGUUGUUGAAUCAGCCAUCGACUCAGGUGCAAACAAUUCACCUUCUUCAACUCCUGGUCCAUUAGAUGAUGGUCGAGGUUUCCGACGACCAGGAAUGCGGCCACUUCGAGCUUUCCGACCUGGACAAGGAGGACCUGGUGGUCCUUUUGAAGGACCUUAUGGACCUUAUAGAGAGAUGCGAGGCUUAUCAGGUAAUGGAGGUCAUUUCGGCCCAAUUCGUGGUCUCGCUGGCGGACCUGGUCUUUGGUCGCCAUCGGCUUUCCCAUUUUCAGGUCGACCACGAGUACCAUUUGCUAUGGGUAUGAAAUCAGGUCUUGGAUUGAAUGAGUUCAAUGAAGGUGGUCGAGGUUCACCCAUGUCAAUGAAUCCCCACCUUUGGAAUGAAAUUGAUGCUUUAACUGCUAGUGGUUCGAAUGGUGCUAAUGGUGCUGUUCCCUCAGGUUCCUUUGAUCUUCCUGCUUUCCCUCUUUCUGGUUUAUCAGGUGAAGGUUAUCCCCUCCUCGGUGGACCAACUUCUUUAGGUCUUUACCCACUCACUCCCGCUGCAUCUUCCACCAACGGUCAACUUCAUCCUUCUGCUUCAACUGCUCACGGUCAAGUCCUUCCCAGUCCUCUUCAAGGUGUCAUGGGUGCUCCUGGAUUACAUGGUUCCCUCCCCGGUUCAGGUUUACCUGGAUUAGUUGGUGGUCUACCCGGAGGCUUGAACGGUCCAGCUCCUGGUUCUUCUGGUUCUUCUGGUGCUCCUGGUGCUCCUGGUGCCUCUGGUGCUUCUGGUGCUGGUGACUCUUCCAAUCUUGCUGAUCUUCAGAAAGCACAUCCUGGUCUUCACCCUGAACAAUACAAGUACCUUCAACAAUGGUACUCUUACCUUAAUCAACCAUCAAUUAAAUCUUAUGUUGAUUCUUUCCGAGACUCCGAUGAUCCAUCAUCUUCAUCCGCUAAACCAAGUUCAUCGUCUUCAUCUCCCGAUGCGAACAAAGAAGGAAAUCGACCUUGGUUCCGAAAUCUUCGACUAUUCCCCAACAUGGACAUGACUCGACUUCAACUUCCCCGUGUUCGUGACAUCUUCCGAAACAUUGGCACUCGUCUAGGAUCAUCAACCGCUUCAACAAGCACCACAACUGAAUCAUCAGCUGAUCCAUUUAAUGUUUAAAUCAAACGAUUAAUAAUCGAUGAUGAGUUCUGAUGAUAACUAAUGAUGAAAUGUCGUCGGUGUUAAAACCCUUUUUCUACUCAUUCAAUUUCAUCUUUCUUUCUUUUUCAUUUUUUCUUCUCUCUUCAUCCAUCAUCAUUAUCGUCAUCAUAUUGUGGCUUCUUGACCGUGCCAAAAUGAUCUUAAGUCGACCUUCACAAUCAAAAUUCGUUCUCCAAAGAAAAGACACUUUUUUCUUCAUAUUCAUACACAGUUAUUAUCUUUUUAUUUGUCAAUUAACUCAAUCAAAUAUUUACAAAUCUAUCAACUCAAUUGUGUCCAGUGAUAAUUCAUUUUUUAAAUUGAGAUCAAAUCUUAAUCACAAUGAUUUCAAUUCAACACAUUCAGUUAAUCAAUUGUCCAAUGGUGUUUAAAUGGUGAUUUCUGUUAAAUUUUGUUACAAUAAAUUGUUUUUUUUACAACAAAAAUCAAUUCGUGUAUUAAUUUGUAGAAAACAUGAUGAAAACAAUCAAAGUAUAAUAUUAAUGUUCAAUUAACGAUUAACGAUUAACUGUUAACGCAAUCAUCUUCCAAAUUGAAUUAAAGGUGUGGGUAAAUUGUUUGUUAAAUUGUAUUUUGUGGUUAAUCAGUAAAAAUUGAUUACUCUUUCUAAUUUUAAUUAGAUUGUUGAAAGUGAAUCAACGACAAUCAUUUAGUUUUGAUGUUG
Messenger RNA from Panonychus citri (citrus red mite), 2810 nucleotides. Its product is annotated as collagen alpha-1(II) chain-like. The record is from RefSeq and is a predicted model, not a curated record. The transcript has a single exon. Lineage: Eukaryota; Metazoa; Arthropoda; Arachnida; Trombidiformes; Tetranychidae. Bases 416 to 2104 code for a protein of 562 amino acids.